CAGCAAAGUGUGACGAUAUCAGACAGAAAAACACACUACAGCCAUGGGAGCAGGAGCCGUGACAUGUUUGAUGUUUGUAGUUGUUGUUCUGAAUGCAAUCGCUGCUGCAGCAGGACUGGCAUUAUUCGCAGUGGCCAUUUGGGUAGCAGUGGACGGGUAUAAACUCUACCCCAUAUCUGGUGUGUCGGGAAAAGAUGACAUCUUUGCUGCGGCCUGGAUUGCCAUUUUUACAGGCUUUGCCUUCUUCCUCACAUGCAUCUUUGGCAUCUUUGCUGCCCUGAAAAGGAGCCGUGCACUCAUGCUGGUGUACCUUAUCAUAAUGUUCAUCAUCUUUCUGUUUGAAUGCGCAUCUGCCAUCACAGCAGCAACCAACCGGGAUUAUCUGGUUGGGAACAGUAACUUUGUAAAGAAACAAAUGCUUCAAUAUUAUGGGCAAGACAGCACACAGGGAAAGCAGAUUACACAGACAUGGAACAGAGUGAUGGAACAGGUCGAGUGCUGUGGAGCAGACAGUCCUGAGGACUGGAUACUGUAUAACUCCACCUUGAAACAGACAUAUCCUACAUACAACUGGCCCCUCAGCUGCUGCAAGAGACUGAGUACUUUUGAGUUGCAAGAUCCAGCAGGCUGCAAGGUUGGCCUGACCAGCACCUUAUUCACAAAGGGUUGCUUCAACUAUAUUGAAUCGGUGUUAAGCCGUUACACCUGGGCUGUGAGCUGGUACGGUUUCUCAGUUCUCAUGUUAGUGUUUUUCACAUUAGUGAUCACUAUGAUCUACUUCAUGCAGCUGGAAUAACUACGGACUCCGCAUGAUACGUCUGCCAACAGCCCAGAUGUUUCCACUCUUGCCGUCACAGAACAACAGAUGAUUGCAGAUUGCACAUGUAUAAUUGAUAUGACAAUUUACGUCCAUUCUUGUAUAAUUAUCAUACAAUUGUUUUUAUGACGUCCUAUAAAUUGACCUCUAAUUAACACAAAAAGAAUGUUCCAGGUUUAGUACAAAUUAAUCUUGAACAAAAGCAUUUUUUGUUAUAAUUUACAGAUAGUGAUUGUAAGUUUUUCCUCAGUAUGUUAAGGAAAAAUUUACUUGACUAAGUAACUUCAAGUAUGGCUUUCAUAUUACGUUUUAUUAUGGAUGGUUUUUUUUUCUGGGGUUAUUUUUCAUUUUUAUUAACAAUACUGAUCAAAUCGGUUCUUUGAUUAUAUGAUUUUUUUAUGCCAAAGUCUACACUUGUAUUUCUUCUUACAUGAAUAUUUAAUAUAAAAUUUGCUUUAAAAUGUCUUAAUACCAAUGAACAGGACAUUUGUUUUGUAAGAUCCUUUGCUGCACAUUUGUAUUUAAAACUUACUUGACAAUGUUUCUGUUUAUCAAAUAAACAUGUGACUGUGCGGAUGACUCUUCAUGUGUCACUCACUGACCGCUGAUGAAGAAAAAUAAUGAAAAAACCUGUGGCAGGCUGCAUGCUGG
This is a messenger RNA of Carassius carassius (crucian carp), 1468 nucleotides long. Its product is annotated as uroplakin-1a-like. Bases 44 to 796 code for a protein of 250 amino acids. The record is from RefSeq and is a predicted model, not a curated record. The transcript is spliced from 7 exons. Gene Ontology annotation, cellular component: membrane. NCBI's taxonomy places the organism in Eukaryota, Metazoa, Chordata, Actinopteri, Cypriniformes, Cyprinidae.